AUGACAGAUCGUGCCGGAUCUCCUAGCAGCUCGGGUUCUUCUUUCGAUCCGUAUUCGGCGGAUUCCCCAGAAGGCCCGAUGGACAAUCUAACCGGGAAUUUGAGCCGAGAUCCCCGGUCUUUUGAUUCCCAGGCGACUCCUUAUAAUAAUGAAUCAUCUUCCUCCAUUCCGGGAGGUUUUCAUGAGCCAUCGAGUCGAGAUAACGUUCCAUUCCCAGAACAGGAUGACCAUCAAUUUCGAAAAAGGAAACGCGAGGACCGACUAUCGCAAGAAGACCUAGUGCCUCAUAUGGAAAACGGCGGUUUUAAUAGGACCGAAGAUGGUUCUCAGUUCCCUACCGGCCUUUCGCCAUCAAGCCGGAACAAGCGUGCUAGGUUCAAUGUGGCCACUUCCGAAGUGCGUGACCAUUUUCUUGAUAAAAUAAAACUUCCAGGAGAAAUUUGGCAAUAUAUUUUUACAUUUCUUCCACCCACGUCCCUUGGCUGUGUUCUGCAAGUCAAUCGUGCCUUUAAGGAGCUGCUUACUGCAGACUUAACAGAGUUGUCUGCUAAAGGCGCAACUCCUCGUUCAUUGAAAUAUGUUCAUCCAAACUACAUUUGGUCUUCAUCUCGAAAGACCUUUCAUCCUGGUAUGCCACGCCCCCUUUCAACUCUAUCUGAGCUGGAUAUGUGGCGGCUUGUUCGCGGAACUGCCUGCCAGUUUUGCAAAAAAGCUGGUUUUAUUUCUUCGUCCGAAACUUCCAUGUGGGAAGGUGGCCCGGGACCUACUGGAAUACGAAUUAUUUGGCCCUUCGCUGCCCGACUUUGUGCAGAAUGCAUUCAAAAUAACUGUGAAAAGGAAAUGGAUCUUCUCUUCUCUUCUACGUUGCCCACUCUCCUUGUUCCUGCUAUUCCAUUCGCUUUUUUCACGCCUUCAAUGAAUUUCGUCUCUUCCGUCGUCCUCCGGUCAAAUCAGCCCCCAACGGGCUUGAGUUUAACAAAAUUUUACCUCAAAUCCCAUAUCGAGGCGAUGAGAGCUAAAUUCGAGGAAGUAAAGACGCUCGGAUCCGCAACCGCGGAGGAAUGGGUCAAAGGCUUAGAAGGGAACGGGAAGGAAAAAAUUGCAGAUUCAGCCAGGUGGGAACAAUGGGAACUGACAGGAGGCCUUCGCUCCGUGCGGACCGCCAAUACCUUUCAGUCCGGGCGGCCUAGCGUGGAUUAUGUCGAAUCUGGUGGCCAGAGCUCCAGCACCAUUGGAUCUAAUUCAGGAGUUUCAAGCCCUCCCAGCGGUAACUUUCCGCAUCGUCGUGGACGACCUUCUUUGUCUUCAAAUACACAUGUCAAAACACUUAGCAAUUCUGUGCCAGCAUCCUCGCAUCACAGGUCAGAGCGCAGUAUUCGAGAGGUUAACGAGGCAAAGUCCAACAGGAGAGCAGAAAUUGAACGCAGGUGUGCAGAACUUGACCCACCAUUGAGCGCAUCAGUUUUAGGCCAUAUGGACUCUUUCCAAGCUGCUAUCCAGAUCCCGCAUCCGUUUACGGAUCGAGAUUGGGAUAUAUUGAAGCCACGUUUGCUGGCUCAAAGGGAGGUUGCUGAGCGUCGCGAAUUGGAGCGUGUCAAGCAAGAUAAGAUCCUGCAAGCAAAAUCGGAAGAGCGACGACAGCAAGAAGCUCAGCUUAAGGAAGCCAAAGACUUGCUUGAUAAAGAGUGGGACGAGGUUCAGAAACCCAUCCGUGAACGCAUGGCAACAUAUGCAGACGAGAUAAUCCGUGAAGGUUGGCGAGAUGGCGAUGGAGUUACCAAGGACAAAUGCCCCAAAUUUGCCGCCGAUGUGCUGAUGUAUGUUCGCAAUAAGUUUUAUAGCGACCUUGUGAAGGAAGACGCUCUGGCACGUAGCCUUGGCAACGCGAUUGAGGAAGACCGUCCUGGUGCGCCACCUAAACGAAAGCUCAUCCUCGAGAAUAUGAAAUGGAUAUUUGACCAGAAAAUCAAGCCUCUCACGGACCCACACCAGAAAGAAUUGUUUCUCUGCAAUGGCUGCGAGAACAAUUCCAAGUACUACGGUUUCGAAGGAGUUGUGCAGCAUUAUGCAGCAAAACAUACAAGUGUGCUCAGUUUGGGAAGUGUCGUCGUGCACUGGCGCGCUGAGUGGCCUGAAAAUCCCCCGUUCCAUCCCAACCCGAACGCAGCGAGAGCUCUAAUGUUCGCAAUGCCUCGGCCAACCAUGGGCCAGCCGAAUCACGGCUAUCAAGCAAACCCAAUUGCCCCGGAUACUUAUCCACAGAUGUCUCCGGCACCGUAUAGGAGGACACCGUAUGGUACUCCAUAUGCUUACGGAACAGGUCCCUACCGCCCACCCUCUCCUGCGGGCUCACAAUACUAUCCUCCCCAGCCAGGAAGCUACGCAUUCAGUGCUCCGCAGCCUGGCUAUCCUCCCAAUGGUCCCUACGAUCCACAUGCCCAACCACCCCCGGUUUAUGGCUCUCCUUACCCUGGCCCAGGAUACCCUCCGCCAUAUCCUGGCCCUGAUGCGAGAGCACCAGUGCCACCAGCGCCUUACCCUACUCAUUAUGGGCCACACCCUCAUAUUCCACCAUUUGGUGCGCCAUUUAGCGGAAAUCCCCUUGCCCAACGCCCGGGAGCUGCACCUUCAAACCCACACAAAUCGAAUCCUAAUAGUCAGGCUUUCGGGUUCUAUCAAUCUCAGGUGGACGAGCUUGCGAAAAAUGCUCGGGCUAUUUGGAACGGCACUUCUGGAAUCAAAGAUCUUCCUCACAAUGUUAGAGCUCAUGUUUUGCUGCACCACGUGGCUGCUCGAUUUGCAGAGCGUUAUAACCACGACCCGCCUCUUGCGCUCAUUUCGGACGCUCUCAGUGCACACCCACAGAUGAAACCCAUUAGGAAUUUAUGCGGGUUAGUUUGCAAAUCGUGUUCAAAUCCCAAUUCAUCCCACGGACGACGCGGUCGUGGGCACGAUCGUAAACCUUUUACCUUACCUGCCGUUGUAAGCCAUUUUCUCUCGGUACACUUGGCUAGAGACGACCCGCCACCAGAUUGGAAAACACAAAUGGUGGCCUUACCCGAUGAUUCCGUUAUCUCCUCUUUGAAUCAGACCCCGGGUAUGGACCAGGCAAAAUUUCACUUGGUCAUGGCGGCGUUCCCAUGGGUAUUUGGAUCUAAGAUGCCGAAUGCCCCAAUUAACACCGCCCCCAAAGAUGAUCGGCCUCCUUUAAAGAAAGAACACCGAGGUGUUGGCCGAGGUCAACCACGUAUCAAAUACGAGUCUCGUGCUGCUGAGCCUAACCCCAGUUUACCAGAAGGUCAUCACAGCCAGUUAGAGGUGGCUGUAGACGAUUUCCCCAAGUUUAUCGAGUCCCCGUUGGGCGAAGGCGUCAAGCCUCUUGAACCUCCGAAAGACAGUGAAUAUGACCCCCACCGACCUGCAUUUAUCGAUCCGCCGCGAGAUCAGUAUGGCCGGUUUGAUAGUCGCCGUGCACGCCCCAAAGCUAUCCUAACGGCUCCUAUUCAAGAUGCGCGUUUGAAUGACCCAGGCCAUGCUGGACCACCAGCUGAGCCACCUAGUUCUGAGCCUCACACUGACGCUGCAAGACUCACGCAUCGCCCCAUUACUAGGGGCUCAAAGGCCAGUUUAAAUGACAUUGGAGUGGCUACUGGGAUUAUUGGUGACACGAGUGGAGAUACUGAGCGCCCUGUAACACAUACCCGAAAUGUGUCAGAGGAUGGCGAAGUGCCUGAACCUGUGCAUAGUAAAAGUGGGCAGACCAAACCGAAUUCUCCGGUGGAAGAACUCAGUGCCGCCGAACGCUUCCUCAGCAGUUUCGUCCCCGGCCAAGAUCUAGAAGAUUACAAGCCUGCGACGGGUGACGUAGAUCGGUCCAAUGAUCAGUCCAGGGCCAAAUGGCUUGACCUUGAAGAUGGGGACGAACGUCGCUGGCGGACCGAUGCUGGUGGGACUGCGGAGGGUAGCGUCGUGGGCGACGUACCUCGAGGUGGGAGACCCAACUGGGGCGCGCGAACGAAUAGUCCUUCUACGAUUCGCGGCUAUCGUGAUUUUGAACAACGCUUCGAGCCGCCUGACCAUAGUACAGGCAGCGUCCGACGCGGUGGAAUAACACCGCCCGACCCUGGAGAAGCACGCAACGGAAGACGAGCUGUUGCCUAUUCAGAUUCCCGUCACCAACCCGAUCACUAUGCACGGCGUCCUCAUAGCAGAUUUGAUAGGUAUGAAGCUCAAAGGCAAGAAUCGCUUCGUCCUCGGUCCCGAUCCCCUGCAGUCCAGGAUACCCUCCAAAUUGAAGCACCAUUCUAUCGUGACCGAAGUCCGAGAGAACGGGGUAGACGACCAGUUUAUUCAGAUUAUCCUCCCAGUGAAACGUACUACGAUCGCGUCCCGCUCGAACAACAGGGUCCAUAUACACGUCUACCCCAUCAACCACCUUACCAAUACAUGGAGGACUCUAGAUACGCGGAGAGGCCGUACGAUGGAGCGGUUGAAUACAUCCCUGUUCGAGUAAGCGGUCGUGAACCCCAAAAUCCUACGACGUACUAUAUCGAGCGCCCUAUUCACCGGGAAGCUCCCAAGGAGUACGUUGACUAUGAAAUGGAGUAUCGACGCCAACCCAUUUACGACGAGCCAGGACAGUAUUACCCUCCAGAGACGAUUCCUCGACAUACUGAAGCGCCUGGACCUGUACCACGCCGCGCUCGGUACCGUUAA
This is a messenger RNA of Uncinocarpus reesii 1704, 4716 nucleotides long. RefSeq lists its product as uncharacterized. The coding region runs from base 1 to 4716 and encodes 1571 amino acids. The transcript is spliced from 3 exons. Gene Ontology annotation, molecular function: protein binding. The record is from RefSeq and is a predicted model, not a curated record. Lineage: Eukaryota; Fungi; Ascomycota; Eurotiomycetes; Onygenales; Onygenaceae.